AUGGGAGCCGGCCAGUCUCUCGACCAGCGGGGGACGUUGGCGGUAGGCGAGAAGGCGCGAGGCGGCGCGUACCGAGUCGUGAAGAUUCAGCGCGGAAGUCCUGCGGAAGCUGCGGGCCUGGAAAUCUUCUUUGACUUCAUCACGCAAAUCGACGACGUGCCUCUCACCUCUCCCACUGAGGAGACACUCCAGGCUUUCUUCGCGAAAGUGAAUCAGUCAAAUGACCCCGAGCCCGUCCAACUCGUUGUCUUCAACGCGCGCAUGCGCGGUUUCCGUACUGUUACACUUCGUCCGGCAGUUCUUUUGCCUCCGACGUCUCGCGCGCAUCGCUCGGCUGCUUCGUCUGUCUUUUCACUGGGUCUCUCCGUCUCCUUUUCGGAUGUGGGGAAUGUGAUGAGCGAGGGCGUGCGAGUUCUGAGUGUCGCGCCAAACUCCCCGGCAGCCCACGCAGGCCUCGUCGAAAGGGAGGACUGGAUCCUCGCCGACAGCCAGGGAGUCUUCCGAGACGUCGAAGAUCUCGUCGACAGCGUCUCCGCAGCUCUCAAUCGCCACCUGCAAAUCUUCGUCUUCAACGCCGCCACAGAAAGCAUUCGCGAAGUGCUCAUCGUCCCUAACAGCGACUGGGGAGGGGAAGGCAGUCUGGGGUGCGAACUCGGCAGUGGUUAUCUCCAUCGCCUGCCGUUCUCUCGGCGAGCGUUAACUGCGGACGCCGUCCCCACAGAGAAGAGCCCAAACGCUUCUCAGUUUCCGCUCUCGGCUGCCGACGGGGAGCCCACAGAGGCUGCGCGUGCUCGCGCCGUCCCUUCGGGCGCGACCGGUGAAUCUGAAGCCCCGGGGGCUCCGCGUGCUUCGCGCCCAACUAGCGAGACGGCGCCAGAUGGUGGAGGAGACAGUGUCUCUCCGGGCGAGGCGAACGGCUCGGAGGCAUGCGGGAGACACCUUGCGGGACGACCUGAGGGAGGGAGAGAAGACGCACAUGCGCUGCGUGCGAGCAACGGGCAAGGCAAUGUGGCAGAAGACAGAAACGAGAAAGAGGAAAUGUACAUUCUCGACAGCGACGGCGCUCCCGUUCUCCUGACGCCGAGUGCGAAUUUCCAGGAUGCGUACCCUCCCUACGCACAUGGAUUCGAUGAAGACGCGUGGGGGUUGAUCCCUUCGUUUCCGGAGGAUAGCGAGGACGACUCGACAGACGAGUUCGACAACAGGCCUAACUUCUCUUUUCAGCAAAGAGGCUAUUGUCUUUAUCCUGUCACAAAUUCCCCUCUCAAGGAGAGCUUUCCGCUCUGCAACGACAGAGAAGCCCGACUAGGAGACUUGGGAAGAGACAGUCAAGGUACCUCUCGUGUGGAAGAGGCGUCGCCAUAUUUCGCAUAUGAUUUUCCCUACGCCGCAGCGAUAGCUCGCCAUCCGUCAGCUGUCUUUACAGGUGAGAAGACAAGGACGAAGGGACUGGAAACGUAG
Neospora caninum is the source of this 1461-nucleotide messenger RNA. Its product is annotated as putative gorasp2-prov protein. The coding region runs from base 1 to 1461 and encodes 486 amino acids. Gene Ontology annotation, molecular function: protein binding. Gene Ontology annotation, cellular component: Golgi apparatus. Gene Ontology annotation, biological process: Golgi organization. The transcript is spliced from 8 exons. NCBI's taxonomy places the organism in Eukaryota, Apicomplexa, Conoidasida, Eucoccidiorida, Sarcocystidae. The record is from RefSeq and is a predicted model, not a curated record.